CCAGAAAGAUUCAACCGGAAUUCCGAUGCUAAACCAAGUUAUGGUUGCAACUAGAGGUGCCACAAAUGCUUUCUCCGGUGUAGGAAGGAAUGUCAAUAACUCUUUGCGGCGUUUGGGGGCAAAGAACAUUGAAGUUGGCAUUGGAUGUGGAAUAGGCUUUGGCCAUGGCUUUGGUAUUGGUCUUGCUGUUAAGCCCGGAGUGGUACAGAAGAUUCAAUCAUGUCUCAUUCAACUCGCGGCAAAAGCUAUGAUGAAGUUUGGGCCGUCUUUCAACAUGCCUGUUGUUGUUGCUCAAGGCAUUGUUCCUAAAUCUAUUCAAAGUGGCAGUCCUUUGGGAAACAUAAUGCCGUUACAGUCUAUGGCCGUAGAGAAUUUCUUUCCUAAAGAUGGGAAUUUGAGCUCUUUCUCCUCUUCUUUGGGAACGCCGGGUUUGGGGAAAAAUCCCUCAAAUGCAUCACAUAGCAGCCGGAUGGAUACGGUCAUCAGCAACUUCUUGCAGAGCCCACUCUUAAAGGAUGGAGAGAAUAGCGGGCAUGAGUUGGUUGAGCGCUUAAGGUUGGAGAACGACUUGCUUCAAAUGGUGCUGAAACACCAACAAGCGAUUGAAGAGCUGACACGACAAACCCAGAAACUGCGCGAAAUUCUGGUGGAGGAUUUGAAGGUGUCGCCCUCCAAGCUCCGAGGCGGCUCCUCCUCCUCCUCCGGUGGAGGAAGCAAAUCUCCGCCGUGCACUGAUUGUUUUGACUGCCGCCGGAGACAACGGAGACGGUGAAUGAGGAAAAGCUCCAGUUUUAGUAAUCAGAAGCCAUUGAAAAUCUAUACUAGGGAUAUUAUAUGGGCAGCAAAGAGACUAAUAAUCAUAUGUUCAUUUA
This is a messenger RNA of Cuscuta campestris, 872 nucleotides long. NCBI's taxonomy places the organism in Eukaryota, Viridiplantae, Streptophyta, Magnoliopsida, Solanales, Convolvulaceae. The record is from the annotation of a GenBank genome assembly.